UAUCCAAAAAAAAUUGCUUCCAAAAAAAAUUGUGAAAGUUGUAAAGUUACAAUAAUUAGAAAAAAGAUGAGCAGCCUUGAAUUGCUGAGGUUAAUAUGUAUGUUGAUAUUUCUUGGAUGGAUGGUGGUCUGGAUUGUGUUGCCUAUGGAAAUAUUUAAGUAUAAUUGGCUUCCCAAGUUAGCAGAAAUGUUCAAUCCAACAUACAUUGGAGGACAAGGAGUAAAUCUUUUCUUCCUCACAUUUCCUGUGAUGUUGAUCACAGUUCUGGGCUGCAUUUACCUUCAUUUGAAGAACAAAACAGAAUCUUCCUUGAAAAGUACAAGCAGUUCACCUCAGAAGCAUUAUCUAGCAAUGAUGAGACGUCCUCUUCUAGUAAUUGGACCUCUAGGGGUGGUUACAGCAAUGGAGCUCGUGUUCUUGAUCAUGGGGAUUGCGCUUGUUUGUUGGCAUUUUGGUCAUUACUAUUAUGUCAGUGUUAAGCAUCCAUUCAUGGGGCAUGGCCGCGAGCAUCAAAAAAAGUGGCAAGUUGAUUUCCGGACUGUGUCACUGAGACUUGGUUAUGCAUCAAACAUAUCCUGGGCUUUUGUAUUCUUCCCUGUAACAAGAUUAUCAUCAAUUUUGCCUUUGUUUGGUCUUACAUCUGAGUCAAGCAUCAAGUAUCAUAUAUGGAUUGGCCAAGUUGUCAUGAUAACUUCUGCAUUACACAGUGCUGGAUUCAUCAUCUAUUGGGCUAUAGUUAAGCAACUCUAUGAGAUGCUUGAUUGGAGUAAAACUCAUGUAUCAAAUGUAGCAGGAGAAAUAUCAUGGGUUUUCUUGAUAGCAAUGUGGAUAACAAGCUUUGCAUACACUAGAAGAAAGUCAUUCGAAGUCUUCUUCUACACCCACCAACUAUACGCUCUAGCCACCUUCUUCUACGUGGUGCACAUAGGAGUUGCCUGGACGAUGCAGCUUCUUCCUGGAAUUUUCCUCUUCACGCUUGAUCGAUACUUAAGAUUCUUACAGUCGCGCUCUCGUGCAAGACUCAUCUCAGUUCGUGUUCUUCCUGGUGGGACUGUGGAGAUGACUUUCUCCAAGAGCCGAGAUGUACGUUACAAUGUUGCUAGCAACUUAUUUGUGAGCGUGCCUAAAAUCUCAACGUUACAGUGGCACCCUUUUACUGUGAGCUCAAAUGAUAACAUGGAUCCUGAUAAGCUAAGUAUUGUCUUUAAGACCGGAGGGAGCUGGACAACCAAGUUAUACAAAGAACUUUCAUCUUCUUCUCUAGACAGGCUUGAAGUCUCUGUUGAAGGACCAUAUGGACCAGCUUCUACAAGCUUCAUCAAGCAUGAAACUAUGGUGUUGAUCAGUGGAGGCAGUGGAAUAACCCCAUAUAUAUCGAUAAUUCGAGAGAUUAUACAUGAAUCAAAUACCCAAAAAGGCCAAGUCCCAAAGGUUCUCCUUAUCUGUGCCUUCAAGCACGCAGCUGAUCUGACAAUGCUAGAUCUUUUGCUUCCUGCUGAGAGCACUGUUGCUGAUCUUUCAAACAUUCAACUAGAAAUUCAAGCAUACGUGACUCGAGAAGAUCAUGCACCUGAACACAAUAUACAAGAUUUGCAAGUUCAGACCAAGUGGUUCAAGCCAAGCUCAUUGGACUCACCCAUCACCCCAGUUCUGGGACCGAACAGCUGGCUCUGCCUUUGCUUCAUUAUCGCGUCUUCCUUUGUCCUUUUUCUUGUCCUACUUGUUUUAGUAACUCAAUAUCAUAUCUACCCCAUUGAUCAAAACACCAACAAGAAGUAUAACUUCACAAUUUGGGUUUGUUGGGAUAUGUUUCUUAUGUGCGUUAGCAUUAUCUUCAUUAGCAGUAUCGUGUUUGUGUAUCAAAAGAAGAGAAUAAGUGUUUCAGAAGAGAAACAGGUCAAGAAUGUGGAAGUGCCAACACCAGUCAGCUCUCCAGGAUCUUGGUUAUAUGGUGGAGGUGGGGAGCUUGAAAGUCUUCCUUAUCAGUCUCUUGUUCAAGCUACUCAAGUGCAUUAUGGAGGGAGACCUGAUCUUCGAAAAAUAUUGGUAGAGUGCAAAGGAGAAGAUGUGGGAGUGAUGGCUUCAGGACCAAGGGGAUUGAGACAUGAUGUUGCAAGGAUAUGUUCAGGGUGUAAAGCAACCAACCUGCAUUUCGAGUAUCUUAGCUUCAAUUGGUGAUUCAGAUUGUGGAGCAUUUCUUUCAACGUAUACAUAUUUUUUUUUUGGAAUUAUCAACAUAUACAUAUAGUGUGCUUUUUAUCCAUCUCGUUCUUUCUUUUAUAUUGUGAUUAGUGAUGUCUAUUGUUUUGGUCUUCUCUGUAAAAUCUCUUAUACUCCUAUUGAAUUAUGAUGAUGGCAUUCAGCCAAUACUUCAUUACUUAA
Molecule: messenger RNA, 2382 nt
Organism: Beta vulgaris subsp. vulgaris (sugar beet)
Lineage: Eukaryota; Viridiplantae; Streptophyta; Magnoliopsida; Caryophyllales; Amaranthaceae
Product: ferric reduction oxidase 4
Exons: 8
Coding region: 67-2178 (703 amino acids)
Cellular component (GO): plasma membrane
Molecular function (GO): oxidoreductase activity
Source: RefSeq, a predicted model, not a curated record